This is a messenger RNA of Prorocentrum cordatum, 358 nucleotides long. NCBI's taxonomy places the organism in Eukaryota, Dinophyceae, Prorocentrales, Prorocentraceae. The record is from the annotation of a GenBank genome assembly.
GUGCUCAGGGUGCUCUGCAAGGAGGCCUCGGGCUGCGAGGAGCGCGAGCUGAUCGCCGCGCUUCAGCUCAGGAGCUUCGCGAGCGGCACAGGGGACGAAGCGCUUGAGAAGAUGGAGGGCGCCGCGAAGAAGAUGGAUAGCAAGGGGGCCAUGAGGGCCCAGAAGAAGGUUCAUUGCAGCAGCUACAACAAGCGGAUGAAUGAGACGAAGGUCAAGAGUACGAGCGGUGCCAGGAAACCCAGGAAGCCAUCCGACUACAGAGGCCCAGCGAGGUGCCCUGACCGCGCCAUCGAGCAGCCUGGGGCCAAGCUCUACAUCCCGCCUUCUACGACGAUGUGGCGCGGGAGCUUGGGCUCCG